Molecule: messenger RNA, 924 nt
Organism: Postia placenta MAD-698-R-SB12
Lineage: Eukaryota; Fungi; Basidiomycota; Agaricomycetes; Polyporales; Adustoporiaceae
Exons: 3
Coding region: 1-924 (307 amino acids)
Source: RefSeq, a predicted model, not a curated record
AUGCUCAGCGCAUUCAAGAUUAAGCCCUUCGACCUCGAGCCCACUUUCGCGUCCUGGCCUGACGCCCCUCGUUUCAUUGGGAAUGCGAAGAAGGAUCCCCUAGUGAGCGACUGGCUGGCCCAGAUCAAGGCGGGGUGCAUCGAGCGCAAAAUCCCGCGGGAUUAUUGGCACAAGGUUGGGCAGCAUUACUUGGGUCCGAAGGCGAAGGCGCGCCUCGACAAUGUAAAGUUGGUGAUGAAGAACAUGCACGGUGGGAAGUACAAGUGGAAUUGGAAGACAUUCAAGACUGCCAUGCGCAACAUGGGAUGGGACAUCGAUUCAUCCAAGACGGAGGCUAUCAAGGUACAGAGCAAGCCGUCAGGACUUUGGUGGAUCGUUGGACGAGGUGGAGACUCCGCGCCGCAAGAAGAGGCAUCGGCCUCUUCGAAGCCCAUCAGACCACCCCUCAAGUCGAAGUCGGCAUCAGAAGUCAUCACAACAAAGAGCCUCCCCGCUCCCAGGCGCUCGGCGACGAUGAGCUCAAUAGAUACGAUGUCAUCGAUCGCAACCUCCAUGUUUUCGAGGACCCCCAGCAAUCAGAGCUCCGCAAUCUCGACUCUUCCUAUCACUACGCCUUCCGAGACGCCCGGAGACACGUUAACAACAAUUGCGCAUGCGCCUCUCUGGCUCAUCAAUGCGUGUCAAUCGCUCGACUUCCUGACCAACGAACAUCCCAAAGCGAUGACAGCGCUCUCCGCCGUGCUGAUUACUGUGGGUUCGCUCCCCGCCCUUCCCGCCAUCUCCGCUGGCGCUGGUCCCGCGUUCCUUGCGACAAGCACUGCCCAUGCCCUCGGAUCUAUCGCCGUAGGCCUCGGGACGUGGCUGAAGUCGCAGAGUGACGGCCAAGUGCAAGUGACCGGUCCUCCCACCCCGCCGAAGUCAUGA